Drosophila bipectinata is the source of this 1931-nucleotide messenger RNA. RefSeq names its product delta-1-Pyrroline-5-carboxylate dehydrogenase 2 (gene P5CDh2). Gene Ontology annotation, molecular function: L-glutamate gamma-semialdehyde dehydrogenase (NAD+) activity. Gene Ontology annotation, cellular component: mitochondrial matrix. Lineage: Eukaryota; Metazoa; Arthropoda; Insecta; Diptera; Drosophilidae. The record is from RefSeq and is a predicted model, not a curated record.
AAAAGGCUCCAACUUACCCGAACAAAAUAUGAUGUCCAGGGUGGCUCAUGGCAUUGUUUCAAAUAUGCGGUCAAUACUUCCGAGGCUCGAGGCUUCAACAAAAGGCGGACUGGGACUAUUUAGAGGAAAAAGUGGCCAGCUGACAGAACACUUUGAAUUGGACGAACCAGUGGCCAAUGAGGAGCUGCGACAGUACACACCUGGCUCGACGGAGCGCGAGGAACUGGAGACUGCAUUGCUGGGGGUGCUCAACCGUGUGGAGCACGUUCCCAUCGUAAUCAACGGUCAGGAGUUCACCGCGGACAAUCAACUACAACAGGUACUGCCCUUCGAUCUUAACGAGCCAAUAGCCCGAUACGGCCACGCUCACCGCGUCCACAUCCAAACGGCCAUGGAGAAGAGCGUUGAGGCGCAGGAGGAUUGGGACAAGACGAAGCUGCGCGAUCGGAUCAAGAUCUGGGAGCGGGGUGCCGAACUAAUUGCUGGACAGUAUCGCUACAAAAUAAUUGCAGCCAUAAUGCUCGGCCAGGGGAAGACCUUGCGCCAGGCCGAGAUGGAUGUGGCUGAACUGGUGGACUUUAUGCGAAUCACUCCGGUGUUCUUGAGGGACUUGGCGAACUAUGAACCCAUUAACAAUUGCCCCGACUCCUGCAAGAAUACGAUGCGGCUGAGAGGACUUACAGGAUUUGUGGCUGCCAUCAGUCCUUUCAACUUUACCAGCAUAGCCGCCAACUUGGUAUACACUCCUGCUUUGAUGGGCAAUGCUGUGUUGUGGAAACCCUCGGACUCGGCCAUCCUAUCCAACUGGUAUGUUUUCAAAGCCAUGCUGGAGGCAGGAGUGCCGGAAGGCGUGGUCAAUUUUGUGCCAGCCGAGGACAUAACCUUCGCUUCCACGGUGACCCAACAUCCCAAGCUGGCGGGCAUUAGUUUCACGGGCACUUCGUCCGUGCUCAAGGUACUGUGGCAACAGGUGGCCCAGAACAUUAAUGAAUAUGAGAACUACCCGCGCUUGGUUGGCGAGGGCGGCGGUAAGAACUUCCACUUCGUGCACCCGUCAGCGGAACCUGAGACGGCCGUAGCCUGUACUAUUCGAGCCGCCUUCGAGUAUGCUGGCCAAAAGUGCUCCUCCUGCUCGAUGCUGUAUGUGCCGGAGUCCCUGUGGGAGGAAAAGAUCAAGGAACCCUUGCUAAAGAUUACAUCGUCAUUGCAUGUGGGCCAUGCCACCUAUUGUGACUGCUUUUGCUCGGCAGUAAUCAACCGGCGUGCCUACGACCGCAUCUUUAUGUGGCUGAAGUAUAUUUCACAGUGCCCCAACUGUCGAAUCCUGACCGGCGGCGGGUGCGAAAAGACGAGAGGCUACUUUGUGGACCCUACAGUGGUACAGGUUCUAGAUCUGGACAACCUCAUUUGCAAGGAGGAGCUUUUGGGCCCCAUACUGGGCGUCUAUGUUUACCCGGACCACAAACUCAAGGAGACCAUGAGCAAGGUGGCCAAGGUAAACCAUGGCCUGAUAGGUUCCGUUUUUGCAAAGGACUCUAACUUCAUACGGGAGGCCUUCGAGGCGUUCCGGUUCAAUGUGGGUAAUCUGAAUGUCAAUGACAAGUCGACGGGAUCCAGGGUGGGUCAGCAGCCCUUCGGAGCAGGUCACAUGACCGGAACAAGUGACAAGUUGGGCAGUCCGCACUCACUCCUGCGGUGGACGUCGCCCCAGUUGAUCAAGGAGUCGUACAAGCCACACGUGAACGUCUAUUAUCCUUACAUGAAGGUCAGCGAGGAGUGGAAGUCUGAGAGUUCUAAAAAGGAGGAUGUUGUCCAUAAUGAACAUAAGGAGGAGGUCAAGCCACUAUCAUGAAGUGUGAUAAUUCAUAAUUUCGAAUCCGGCGAGUAGGUUAAAUUUUUUGUGGAAAAUAAAGAAACGAAUAUGCAUAAAA